Andrographis paniculata is the source of this 1294-nucleotide messenger RNA. Its product is annotated as chloroplastic import inner membrane translocase subunit HP30-2. Bases 303 to 701 code for a protein of 132 amino acids. Lineage: Eukaryota; Viridiplantae; Streptophyta; Magnoliopsida; Lamiales; Acanthaceae. The transcript is spliced from 2 exons. Gene Ontology annotation, biological process: protein targeting to chloroplast; protein insertion into mitochondrial inner membrane. Gene Ontology annotation, cellular component: chloroplast inner membrane; TIM22 mitochondrial import inner membrane insertion complex. The record is from RefSeq and is a predicted model, not a curated record. Gene Ontology annotation, molecular function: transmembrane protein transporter activity.
ACCACCGUCCACGCUACCCCUCUUUCUCUCUCUGUCUCUCUCUCUCUCUCUCUCUCUCUGUCUAUGGUGUCUUCCCCAAAUUGGUAAAAACGAGUCAAAUUCCAAUUGCAGAAACCUGUCCUGGUCUCUUCAUUUCCUUUCUAUCUCACAGCUUUCGCCAUUCACGAGCGCCAAUAACGUUGAAUUGAAUUGAGAUAUAGAUACAGAUAUCUAUAUCGGUAGAGAUUCGAAAAUCCCUUUCCUCACCACGACUCAUCUAACCCUAUCAAGGCGAUCUUUCGUUUCGAAGGUCGCCAAUCGAGAUGCGUGUCUUCUCCAAGUCCGACUGCAGCCCACCCGCAGUUUUCGUGCUCCGUCUUCUUCUUUUAGCCACCCUUUUUUUGCCGAUCUCCGCUCAGACAGGCUCUGAUCUCCUCCUCAAGCUCCCUUCCGAGCGGCGAGAGAAUGAAAUCUGCCCGCCCAAUUCCCUGGACAUUUGCCCCGUGAAAUGCUUCCGUCCCGAUCCAGUUUGCGGCGUGGACGGCGUGACCUAUUGGUGCGGCUGCGCCGAGGCUCAUUGCGCCGGCGCGCGUGUCAAGAAACUCGGCUUUUGUGAGGUCGGCAACGGCGGCUCGGCUGGCCCUGCGGGGCAAGCCCUUCUGUUGCUCCACAUUAUUUGGCUGGUGUUGCUUGGAGUCUUUGUAUUGUUUGGACUUCUUUGAUCAGAUCGGAUCUGACGUUAUGACAAUUGCAGGGCCGGGGGACCGUAGUGCAAGCACGCAAUUUUGCAGUCAUGAAAGGUGUCAAUGCCGGCGUUUCGUGCAUCAUGAGAAGAAUAAGAGGCAAAGAGGACAUUCAGUCUAGGUAGAGAGCAUACAUAUAUAUAUAUAUACAUAUCACACUCCUCUCCUCUCCUACAAUUCCUGUGUUUACCUUUUAAGUGUUUCAUCUCUUGCUCCAAACACUCUUUCAUAUAUUCUGCUGAGAAUUCAAUGAAUUUGCAUUUCAUCCGACAGAACCAUGAUUGGAUUGCAAUUUGCAAUAGUGGAGAGUCUUAAUGCAGUAUUAGUUAAAUAAGUCAUGAUUCAUGACCAUAUAUAUAUAUAUAUAUAUAUAUAUAUAUACUUCUUGGUUCCAAUAUGUUAUCUGAAGGUUGUCUUGUCUUGAUAACAUUGAUUGAUAUAACAUCACUUGAAGAAGUUCACCAUGUCAAACCACUUUAUGAUUCCACACAUGUAGUGUCAUGUGCUACCAUGAAUGCAUGUAUAUUAGUAAAUGUAUGCUAUCAUCAUCAUCGUCAUCCUAUGUUUGUUUG